CAUCAUUGCUAACUUGAAGCCCUAGCUUUCAACUUCUUGCUCCACCGUCCACCCUCCACCGCCGUCGUCACAGUCACCAGUAUCGAAGCUACUUACUUCCAUUUCCAUCAAUUCACCUCAAAAUGGUUAAACCAACUGAACAAGACACCGAAAGCAUUGCAGUACCCGAAUCGGUGAUGGAUUCCGUCACCACCACUCUCUCUAACCUUCACGAAUUACGUUCACAUUUUGAACAAUUCUUACCUCUCAUGAACCCUCAAAUUCUCUCCCAAAUUCCACCUCUUCAACGUGCUCACUCUCUCUUCCUCCUCUCCAAAAUCACUUCCACUCUCCUCGCUUUGAAAUUGAGGUGUACUGGAGUUCAACCUGAUAAUCACUCUGUCAAAUCAGAGCUUGAUAGAUUAGAUAUAUACCAAGACAAACUUGAACGUCUGUUAGAUUUGAAUAAAGCUCCUCUUCGACCUUCUACUACAUUGAAUUAUCAAGCAGCUACACGCUUCAUCGAACACUCUCUGCCUGACCUUACCUCAGAGCAAAGGCAGAAAAUGAGGAACUUGAGUAGAAGGGAGGGACAGAAGAAGAAACAUGGGGAGCGGGCUGGUCAAAAGAGAAAGUAUCAAUCCUCUGAAAGGCCAUCUGUUCAAGCUGUUGCCAAGGAGUUUCUAGAGAAAGCAUCCAGGGAGCUUCUCGGCAGUAAUAAUGGGGGUAUUAAAGGACCGCUUCGAAUUGACAACAUGUCAGAAGACGAUGACGAUCAUGUUGACAAUUUUUCAGAAGAUAAUGACGAUAAACUACUCGUGCCCUGAUUUUCAUGAACUCUGUGUCAGCAGUUUUUAUGGAGCAUUGUUCGAGCUAAUUUGGAAUUUUAUUUUUGCAGUGUCAGCAGUUUUUAUGGAGCAUUGUUGUUCGAGCUGAGGGUUUUGCUUCCUUUCCAUGCUGGGAUGACUACUUCUAUUUAAAAUGUGACAACCAUUUUAGGUUGGAUUUUGGUGAUGUAGGUGCAGUAUUUGUUUUUGCUUUAAUUUGUGUAGUUCUGGAUGUCAAUGUAAAAAAACUUAAACAUAUUCCUCAUCCAUGUACGGAACUGUAUGAAAUUCUAAAAAAUGAAUCUUGAUGAAGAC
Messenger RNA from Vicia villosa (hairy vetch), 1121 nucleotides. RefSeq lists its product as uncharacterized. Gene Ontology annotation, cellular component: nucleolus; exosome (RNase complex). The transcript has 6 exons. Lineage: Eukaryota; Viridiplantae; Streptophyta; Magnoliopsida; Fabales; Fabaceae. Gene Ontology annotation, molecular function: DNA binding; RNA binding. The record is from RefSeq and is a predicted model, not a curated record. Bases 123 to 806 code for a protein of 227 amino acids. Gene Ontology annotation, biological process: regulation of gene expression; maturation of 5.8S rRNA.